Messenger RNA from Symbiodinium natans, 966 nucleotides. NCBI's taxonomy places the organism in Eukaryota, Dinophyceae, Suessiales, Symbiodiniaceae. The record is from the annotation of a GenBank genome assembly.
AUGCCGAAGGUGCGGGAAGCGCUGGGCAUUCAGGAGCCAAAGCUAGUGAUCUGGCUUGUCCCAUCCCUGCUCGGCCGGAGCUACUGGAAAGGACGAUCGCGGCUCAAAGAGUUCUUGCCUACGAAGACGGUUCCUGAACUGCCUGGCAAUGAGGAAAAGGUUGAGAGGCAACUGAACAUCAUCGCUCGCGAUGUGCUCCUCCCUGUGGCCAUGCAGACGAACGCACUGCUGGUCGGAAGUCCGACGGGGGUCCUGGACGCGGGGAGCUGCGGCGAGAGGAUGUAUGGCGCUGACCCCGUGCUAUGGCCACGACAUCGACUGGUGGAAGGGGCUGCUGCCUAUGUUGUCUUUGAGUGCUUGGACGAGAAGGGGUUCCUUGAUCCAAGGGCUGCGGUGCAGUUCGAGAACAUCUUUGUGUCCUCCCUGCGCAGUACGCUUCCGGUGCUGGGCUUAUGGACCGGCGGUGACAUGAAUGUCCUGAAGUAUGAGGCUUUGAACUGCGUGACGAAUGGCAUCCCCCUGGUUUUGCUUGAUGGCAGGCCGGAUCACCUGCCAGCUCGAAAGAGCGAGGAUGGAGGACCCGAUGACACCCCACUGGUGUUGGUCGAGGAAAAUCCGGGUGCGGCUGCCAACUCUGCAACCAGGCUUGACGUGGAGAAGGCUUCCGAGCGACUGCGAUUACACGCCGAAGCCCUUAACAGUCUGAACCUCUUUGACACGCAUGUCGGCUCUGCACUGGCCGGCAUUCGGGCGGCCUUGAAAAACAAGGUGAAGGAGCAGCGGGUUGACAAGCACCUGUGGCUUUACGACGCGGUGAUAAAAGCAACAGUCCAGUCACACCAUGAACGGGGCGAUGCAAAUCCGGAAGAUCACGCCCAUGAAGACGAGGAUGUCAGCACAGCCACCGCAAUCUUCACGGACUACGUGGCAGAUCAAGUGUUCAAGGACUUCUCAGUCGAUAAAUAA